This is a messenger RNA of Sesamum indicum (sesame), 3823 nucleotides long. Its product is annotated as receptor-like serine/threonine-protein kinase ALE2. The record is from RefSeq and is a predicted model, not a curated record. Gene Ontology annotation, biological process: protein phosphorylation. Gene Ontology annotation, molecular function: protein kinase activity; ATP binding. NCBI's taxonomy places the organism in Eukaryota, Viridiplantae, Streptophyta, Magnoliopsida, Lamiales, Pedaliaceae.
UUGGCAAGAACAGUUGCUUGUUUUUCUUGUUUUUUAGCCAGAAAAAUUUGGAUGGUUAGCUUUAAUUACACUUUUACCAGACCUUAAUUGUUGAGAUUUCAGUGGAAACGCUUGUUUGUUCUGCAACAUGCCAAUCUCGCUCUCUCUCUAUCACUGCUCUGCAAAAAUUCCCAGGAUUUCUUGUUGCUGUUCCUCUCUUAUUCUCUACACCCCUUUAAUCAGAAGGAAAAGUUCGAUUUUCCCUUUUUUUUGGGGGGGUAUUGCACAUGCUUCUUUCAUGGCAUCGCCCAACUCAUUUUGGGCUUUCCAAGAAACCAAAUGCCUCUCUCUCUUGCGUUUUUGCUUGCCUCUCACUCUUUCUGCUUGUGGGUCUCCAUCUUUAGUCUAAACCCCUUUGUUAUUGCUUCAAGAAAUCGCCUUUAUUGAAUUUUUGUUUGAGGGGUUGAUUCUUGGGAAGAGGAGAACGUGUUUUGGCCCUUUUAGCUUGUUCUGAUUCUGUGAUGUAUGUGUGAUUACUCUGCUUGAGAGGAGGUUUUUUUCUUGAGAUUGUUUCUCCUUCUUUCUGGGUUGGGGAUGGGGAUGCUGCAAGUGCUUGGGUUGGUGCUUAAACUCUUUGCCUUUGCUUGUUGUAUGGUGAUUCCAGGAUCUGCUGGAGUGAGUUUGCGGUCUCAAGUCAUAAUGCCUCCUCUUAAUUCUGCACCAGUUCCUCAAACGACAAAAAGUCGUACGGCUUCCCCAUGGCCAAGUACUCCUUCAGUGCCACCUCCAUAUCUUCUUGUCCCACCACCAGCAUCUCUCAAGGACACAUUUCCAGCCAUGUCACCUGUUCCUCCUCAUUUGAAGCCUUGGCAUGCAGGAUACCCUCCGUUUCCAAUACAAGCUCCAGCACCCAGUGAAGCACCAUGGAACGAGCAAAUUGUGCAUUCAUUGGCUCCAGGAUCCAUGUCACCAAAUUCCCAUCAAGCCAAAGGACAUGACAGUAAUGCUCAUGUCUCUCCAAUUUCUCCAGUACAAAAUGGGUCACCAGUGUCGACGCCCCAUCCGAGCAUUAGCCAGAAAAUUGCCCCCGUGCCAGUUGCAGCACCAGAAAGUAGAAUUGACAACCCUUAUGCACCUAUAAGCCACUCCCAAACAGAAGCUCCUUCUGCAAGUAAACCUCGGGGCCAUCCUAAUUCUGCUCCGACUCCUCAUCCAUUUUCCAAGUCAACCCCAGGGUUCUAUUCCCCUAAGAAACAUCAUCAUGGUAGGAGUCACAAGAUCACUCCGGCCCCAUUGUCACAUAUAAUUCCUCCUGCUUCAAGCAAACAAGGUCCUUAUCACAUAAAAUCAGAUCCAAAGGCUAAUCUUAGGCGCAGUGCUCCACCGCCCACAACUGCAGGAUCAUCACCAACUAAUCCCAAAAUGCCGUUGCUGCCACCGGUUCAAGCACUACCACUUCCACCUCCUCAUAAAGAUUGUGCGCCACUUACAUGCACUGAGCCAUUGACAUAUGGUCAUCCGGGAUUUUCCUGCAUCUGCGUGUUGCCAAUACAAGUGGGGCUCCGUCUUACUAUGGCGUUGUAUACAUUCUUUCCUUUGGUUUCAGAACUAGCAGCGGAAGUUGCUGCUGGAAUUUUUAUGAAGCAAAGCCAAGUUCGCAUUAUUGGAGCAAAUGCUGCUGGAGAUAAUCCAGAGAAGACCAUCGUCCUUAUUGAUUUGGUACCACUUCAAGAGAAGUUUGAUGAUACUGCACCGUUUUUAACAUUUGAAAGAUUCUGGCACAAACAAGUGGUUAUAAAACCUUCACUUUUUGGUGAUUAUGAUGUACUAUAUGUUCGAUACCCAGGUCUUCCACUGUCUCCACCUUUACCUCCAUCUGCCAUUGGCAUUAUUGGGAGUAAGCCAUACCCAGGUCAUGAUAAUAGUUCAAGGACUAUUCAGCCCCUCGCUGUUGACAUAAGGAGAAGGCAGCAGGGGAAUGGGCUUAGCAGAGGCAUGCUUGCGGCAAUAAUCGCUUCUGCUUCUGUGGCCAUUGCCUUGUUAUGUGCUAUUGCAUGGGUGUCAUUGCACAAAAAUAGAGACUCUGUCCACCAAACAGAUCCACCUCCACCAGCUACAAUCCGUUCCCUUGCAAAAUCAUCAGUAGCUAUGCUUGGAAGUGGUCCCAGUUCUCCUUCAUUCUCCCUAGGUUCAAGUAUGGCAGCUUAUACUGGCUCCGCAAAGACAUUCAGUUCAAGUGAUUUAGAGAAAGCAACAGAUUACUUCAACGAAUCAAGAAUACUUGGUGAAGGUGGCUUCGGACGUGUUUACAGUGGUCUGCUUGAAGAUGGUACAAAAGUUGCAGUAAAGAUACUCAAAAGAUAUGAUCAGCAGGGUGGUCGUGAAUUCUUGGCUGAAGUUGAGAUGCUCAGCCGACUUCAUCACAGAAACUUGGUCAAGCUGAUUGGUAUAUGUGUAGAGGAUCGCACUCGCUGCUUGGUGUAUGAACUAAUACCAAAUGGUAGCCUGGAAUCUCAUUUACAUGGCAUUGACAGAGAAACUGCUCCGCUCAACUGGAGUGCCAGGUUAAAAAUUGCGCUUGGAGCUGCUCGAGCUCUAGCCUAUCUGCAUGAAGAUUCAAGCCCCCGUGUCAUUCAUAGGGACUUCAAGGCCAGCAACAUCUUACUGGAAGAUGAUUUUACCCCAAAAGUUUCUGAUUUUGGUUUAGCACGUACAGCAUUGGAUGGGGAAAACAAAUACAUCUCAACCCGUGUCAUGGGGACCUUCGGGUAUGUGGCUCCAGAGUACGCAAUGACAGGGCAUCUUCUUGUGAAAAGUGACGUUUACAGCUACGGUGUAGUCCUCUUGGAGCUCCUAACUGGAAGAAAACCAGUAGACAUGACUCAGCCGCCUGGUCAAGAAAAUCUAGUUUCUUGGGCACGACCUCUCCUAACAAGUAGAGAGGGUUUAGGAUCGAUCGUAGACGCAUCCUUGGGGCCCGAUUUUCCAUUUGAUAGUAUAGCAAAAGUAGCUGCUAUUGCUUCAAUGUGUGUUCAACCAGAGGUAUCACACAGGCCUUUUAUGGGUGAGGUGGUUCAGGCCUUAAAACUCGUACGUAAUCAGUGUGAUGAAACGAGAGAAUGGCGUUCUGGAAGUUGUAGCCAAGAGGAUAUGUCGAUAGAAAUGGGAGCUAGGAAUAGUACCAACUCAGACCAACUGCCAGAUCAUUUACUUACUCAAUCUCCUGUCUCUAAUUAUGAUUAUCCAGUCGAUGUCGAGAUAAAUCUUUCCAUGUCAGAGCUACUGAGUUCUUCCGCUAAGUUUGAUAGACAAGAUUCCGAGACUUUUAGAAGGCAUUCUAGCUCAGGACCUCUGAGAACAGGCAAAGGAAAACGGCUGUGGAAGAUGAUGAGGCGAUUGUCCGGGGGCAGUGUAAGCGAGCACGGGGUUCCAUUCAGGUUCUGGAAUUAAUCCCACUAGUGUUGCGUCAUACGAACGGAACACAUAACGCCUGUUACCUUCAGAAUGUUGUUAGUGCAACAAAGCAAUGAGAUAGCGACAAGAGGAACGAUUUUCAUUCCUAGAAUUGGCAAGUACUGCCCUUCUCACAGGGGUUGAAGAUGAGUCUCGUGUAGGAUGCAUUGGAUUGCAAUGCAUGGCAUGCAGCCUGCUAAAGCAGACGUCGCCAAGAUGCUUGAGAGUUUUUGGAAGGAUUUGAAACUGAACUUCCAUCGCCCGCCUCUUCUGGCAGUAGUAAGUGUGAUUUAAUGUAAUAAUUUUGAACUUCUUAAGCAUAAUUGUACAGGAACUGGUCCAUAAUUGUCUAUUCUCUGUUCCUUCAAGGCAUGAGAUGUUCUUGUCCAAA